Bursaphelenchus okinawaensis is the source of this 1126-nucleotide messenger RNA. NCBI's taxonomy places the organism in Eukaryota, Metazoa, Nematoda, Chromadorea, Rhabditida, Aphelenchoididae. The record is from the annotation of a GenBank genome assembly.
AUGUCAUUUCCCCUUAUAAUUUUUCCGACUUGCGCCCUGGCCCGAAAAAAUGAAUUUCUUAGCGAUAAUCGUUCUUUUGCGUCAAAACACCCGUGUCUUGGAUCGACGUUUUUUAUUGUAGAAUCGUUAGUUGAAGUAAGUAGUUGGUUUAGCUUGAUCUUUAUGGUUCUAAUUAUACUUUCAUAACUUAUUUUUUAAAUUCCUUUUAUAUUGUAUAUUUUUUUUGCUAAUAACUUUGUUUAUUACAACAAUGUUCUGAUUCAUUUGUUUUUAGCUCAAAAUGAACAUACGAAGAGCAACAGUGGACGAUUUAGUAAAGACCCAGCAUUGUAAUUUGUUGUGCUUGCCUGAGAAUUAUCAAUUGAAGUAUUAUUUGUAUCAUGCACUAUCUUGGCCAUUGUCGUAUGUUGCGGAGAAUCAUAAGGUAAGAUUUUGGUUUUGUUUCUUCGAUUUUUAGGUAUGAAUAUUUUCUACAGAGGUAGAUCUUACUUCUAAAGGCACUUUCAAUAUGUUUGGGUAUUCAAAAGUUAAAAUACAAGGCUUUUUCCUCACCAAACCUCAAACAUCAAGUAUAACAUUAUUUUUAGGGUGAGAUCGUAGGGUAUGUGCUGGCCAAAAUGGAAGAGGAUGCUGAAGAUGAACCUCAUGGACAUAUCACUUCCUUAGCAGUGCGUAGAGAAUACCGUCGUCUUGGUGUGGCUCGACUUUUGAUGGACCAAACUGCUCGCCUCAUGGUGGAGAUGUAUGGUGCUCGUUAUGUGUCGCUACAUGUUCGUGUUACUAACAGAGCUGCUCUACAUCUUUACAGGUAUAGUUUUAGGUUUUUUUCUUGGGUAUAAACAUUUUUUAUAGUGAUUUUCUUAUGUUUCUUUCGACUUUUAUCAAUUUUUAUACGUUAACAUAGUUUAUUCUUACUAAAAAGUUCAAAAUCUAAUAUCUUUACUUCAGGGACGUUCUAAAGUUCGAUGUUAUGGAUGUAGAAGCGAAAUACUAUGCUGAUGGUGAGGAUGCCUAUGCUAUGAAGCGCCCAUUGGUCCAAUGGGCAAAGGAGAACGAUUUGGAGCCAUUCGACAAAGAGUCCUUCUUCAAAGAAAAACCACAAAAGGUCAACGGAAAACAGCAUUGA